This is a messenger RNA of Paraglomus occultum, 1827 nucleotides long. The record is from the annotation of a GenBank genome assembly. NCBI's taxonomy places the organism in Eukaryota, Fungi, Glomeromycota, Glomeromycetes, Paraglomerales, Paraglomeraceae.
AUGGCUGGUAAAAAAGUGUUGCCGACGCACAUGCAAGAUAUUUGCAGUUGUGAGCCGCCACCGUCCUAUGUCAGUCCAGUGGUCAUACGUCCAUAUUUUCUCUAUCUUAAAUACUUUAUUCAGAACAUUCUCUUGGCAAUCGUCUUUGAUUUUCCAACUUUAAUCAUGCACCCUAUUAUCACGUUGGUAAACCUGGUGACGUACGUACUCUUGUCAAUUGGAUUGUUCAUACUGGGAGUGACAUUGAAGGUAUCCUUCUUUUUCGGUGCUGGGGACCAAGCGAACAAGGCUAGUGUCGAAUAUGGCGAUGGAUUAUCUGUACUUAAUUGGUGGAAUACCGAUCUCUUUAAUGAACCAGUUUACCCUCUUGUCAACAGAGCCAAAUUAUUGCUCUCUUCUCACGAUAACGUUACUGUCGAUCUGUAUAAUCGCACCGUUAUAGAAGAUGUUCACAAACCAGCCCCCAGCAGGUUCAACCUAGAUCUUGCCGAAUUCCUCUGUCUCGUUUCUGGCAUAAUUUACGAACGGGAUCUCAACUAUGUAUUUCAGGCACGACAUAAACUUGCCGAGCACGGACUCAAGAAUCCCUAUCCUUCCUACGGCUCGAUCGUGAAGACCGACUUGAGCGAGAUUGAAAAUUUGAUUCUUCAGAGCGACAAGAGAAUCCAUGAACAAGCUAAUCGAUGGGGCUUGAAAUUCUUUAGUCUGUCCGAGUUGAACGCAUUCGGCCGUGCAUAUGCGGGAUUAUUUUAUUCGCCUGAUCAUGACUUUAUCAUUCUGGCAUUCAAGGGCAGUACGCCGUUUGAUUUUGACGAAUGGGUGACGGAUUGUUCGUUCCGGCGCGUUGAUGCUCCAUAUUUGUUUGGGCGGGUCCAUGAGGGAUGGUAUGAAUGUCUUUUCUCAAACAAAGUGAAAGGUAGUUCGAAAGCUGGUAUUAAAAGUCCUUACCAGAGGAUAUUGGAGGGUAUCGACAUCGUCGUGAAAGAGUUGAUGCGAAAAAAUACAAAAAUUAAUUUGUGGGUUACGGGACAUUCAUUGGGUGCUUCAUUGGGAACUCUGUUCUUUGCUAGAGCUAUGAAAGACCCCGUGGAGUUACCCGAGGGUAUUAUGUUGAGAGAUGCUUAUUUCUACGGAACACCAUACAUUGGCGAUUCAACCUUUGUAUCGUCAUUCUCUGGACUUACAAAUACUCCCGUCACUCGUCAAAACACUAUUUGGCGUGUAGUCGAUGACAAAGAUGUUCUCGCCCGACUAAUAACCGGAAACGACGAUCCGACGUUCCUUCAAUACGCUAGUCGGGAUAGCUUUCUCAAUUAUGGUCACGUUGGAGAGGAAAUCAUGUUCUAUCAAGAUGGAAGGUUGCCGAAAUCGCCAGCGAUUUUGUUUCCAGAAUUGCUAAAAAUGUCAAGCAAAGAAAUGGCACAUGCUAUGAAGGAUGCAAAGAAUAAUAAGCGUAGCGUGAAUGGUGCGAAUGAUGCGAACGGUGUUGAUGGUGCAAAUGGCGUGAACGAUGGAAAUGUCGACGUGCGUGCUGCGAAUGGUAGUACGGGCGAUGAUAUGAAAGCUAUGAAUGAUGUGAGUGAUUUGGGUAGCACAAGUAUGUCGGGAAUGGAUAACGACUUUGGUAGUGAAAAGUUGGCUCGUGCGUUAAAUCCAGAUAACGAUUAUGGAAAUUUUCCAAAGGGAAGUCAUUUUUAUCGCGUUCAGUUUUUAACACCAACGCGCCUCAAAGAUCAUUACAUUCAUAGAUACGUUCGGGCUAUGGAGAGAUCAAGAAAAUAUUUCAAGAUGUAUGAUAGUAAUUAUUCUACCGGACGUACAAAAUAA